This is a messenger RNA of Miscanthus lutarioriparius, 1281 nucleotides long. The record is from the annotation of a GenBank genome assembly. NCBI's taxonomy places the organism in Eukaryota, Viridiplantae, Streptophyta, Magnoliopsida, Poales, Poaceae.
AUGCCGACGGUGAGCGUCGGCCGGGACCGUCUCUUCGCCGCCCUUGGUCGGACUACAGAGGAGUUCGAGGCGCUCUGCUUCGAGUUCGGCAUCGAGCUCGACGACGUGACGACGGAGAAGGCUAUUAUCAGGAAGGAGAAGCACCUGAGGACGACGGCGAGGUGGACGACGAUGACGAGGUAUGAUUUGCUAUGUCUUGAAGGAUUAGCAAGAGCUCUCCUUGUUUUCACGGGGACUGAAGCAAGCCCUGUAUUCCAAGUUUCAUCCAUCCCUCGUGGUUCAAUUCUUCAGAUGCAUGUUAAACCAGAGACUUCAAAAAUUAGGCCAUAUGUAGUUUGUGCUGUCCUAAGAGGGGUAACCUUUGAUGAAGCAAGAUACAACAGCUUCAUUGAUCUUCAAGACAAACUCCACCAAAAUAUCUGCCGGAAGAGAACUCUCGUUGCUAUUGGCACCCAUGAUCUGGACACUCUGCAAGGACCCUUCUCAUAUGAGGCUCUACCACCACAUGAAAUCAACUUUGUCCCAUUAAAGCAGUGUACCCAGUUAUCUGAUGAAUUCAACAGGACUGUAUUAUCAUUACCUCCUAUCAUCAAUGGUGCACAUUCAGCUAUCACCCUUGCAACAAGGAAUGUCUUUAUUGAAUGUACAGCUACUGACCUUACCAAAGCAAAUAUAGUGCUGAAUACAAUGGUUACCAUGUUCUCUGAGUAUUGUGAGAUUAAAUUUGAAGUGGAACGUGUUGAAGUGGUGCAUCAUGAUGGCAGGAAAACAGUUUACCCUGAUCUUUCAUGUUACAAAAUGGAUGUUUCAUUAUCUGACAUUCUUGGGCCUAUUGGCAUCUCCCAGGACGAGAAGCAGGUUGUCUGUCUUUUGAAUAAAAUGCAACUUCAAGCUGAAAGUCACUCAUUGAAGGGGGAGCCUCGCAUUUCAGUGUCUGUUCCUCCAACAAGAAGUGAUAUUCUGCAUGCCUGUGAUUUGUCGGAGGACGUUGCUAUAGCUUAUGGAUUCAACAAUGUGCCAAAAUCAAAGCCGAAGUGUAUGAAAAUAGGAGGAAGGCAACCAUUAAACAGGUUCUCAGAUAAAAUUCGUGCUGAGUUGAUCUUUACUGAAAAAUCCUUUGUGGCCAGGUUGCAAGAGCUGGUUAUAUGGAGGUGCUCACAUUUAUCUUGUCUUCACACGAAGAAAACUUUGACAUGUGAAACAGAGCAGAUGACAGAAGUAAAGCAGUCAUUAUCGCAAACCCUCGCACUUCUGAAUUCGAGGUUGUUAGAACUAGUCUGA